GUACUUCUUACUUAUUCAAUAAUUAGGUGAAAAAGUUAAAAAAAAGUUAUAAAAGAACGUGAAAAUUCUUCAAUCAAUACUUCGUGCUAACCUAUUUCUCAAGAAAGUUAGUUUCGAUUAAUAUUACGACGCCAACGUUGGAAAGAAGGACAUUUGGACUUACAAAAAUCAACUAAGAAAAUUACGAAGCAUGGUGGCCACUUCGAGACCUCGAGAAAUCGACAUCGAUAAACCAAGCCAUACGGAACAAUUGGCUAACUGGAUUAGUAGAGUUCGCUGUAAAAAACUGAUGUGUCGUCGAAAUCGCAAACGUGAUUUAAGGAUCGAAGCAGUACUGACAUAUGCUCUUUUCAAAGCUGAACAUGAAUUACGCAGCAAGCAAUUAUCUAGAAUUUCAAAAUGGCAGCAAUUUAAAAAACAAUUUCUAAAGGAUGCGGAUUAUUCAAAUUGUGAAUUCUACAAUAAUGGAGAUAUUAAAAAUUCGAAGUCGUGCCAAGAAAAUAACCCUUGGCAAGGUCCUUUAUGUCCUGAAUUAAGUAGUUUAGACAAUUUCAUGUCUAAAUUGGGGCAAAUUAAAGUACCACUGCAACGAUGAAGGAAUAAAUAAAAUAUGAGUGAUCAGGUCUGAAAAACCUGCGUCAGCGUCAAAUCCAGUUUAAAAAGAAGAUAUUUAGCAGUUUUGUCCACAAAACGUUGACAUUUAACAACUAAAUGGAAACUCGAACCAUAAUGCAGUACCGUCGCAUCGGUGCUGUGGGAAUAGAAGUCACAUUACUAUCCUGGUGGUAUAUCUGGAUAUUUUUUAC
Molecule: messenger RNA, 806 nt
Organism: Apis laboriosa (Himalayan honeybee)
Lineage: Eukaryota; Metazoa; Arthropoda; Insecta; Hymenoptera; Apidae
Exons: 1
Coding region: 191-595 (134 amino acids)
Source: RefSeq, a predicted model, not a curated record